GCAGGUUUGACAGUAUGGAGCUCCGGGUUGCAUGGAUGCGAUGCUGCGGUUCGUACGCUUUAAGCGGCCACACACACAUAGAGACACACACACACACACACACACAGCUCCGGAGGCUGACUUCAUUCGUCCUCGCGGUGUUGUUGGGAUUGUUCCUCCUCCCUGCGGACCACCUGCCUCUCACCCUCCUGACAGGUCCAGGAUGCAGACUCACCGUCUGUGCAGAGAGGGAACUUUAACUCCGGCGUCCUGAGGACAGGGGCGGAAAAUCGCGCGACGCCUUGUACGUGAAUGCCAUCAUGCUGUGAGGCUGUGUGAGGCAGCCUGCGUGAACACCAUGGAGGAGGCUGCCAGUCAACUUGAGCGUGACCAUGUGCACAGCGUUUACGACAAGAUUGCUCCGUAUUUCAACGACAACCGCUAUAAAGCCUGGCCCAAAGUGCGGCAGUUUCUGCUGGACCUUCCGCCUGGGAGCAUUGUUGCAGACAUUGGUUGUGGUAAUGGAAAGUAUCUCCACAUCAACAAGGACGUCUUCAAACUGGGGUGUGAUGUUUGUCGCCCCCUGGUGGACUUUGCGUGGAGCCAAGGACACGAGGUCCAGAUGUGUGACGGGCUGCACUUGCCUUACAGAGACGGCUGCUUCGACGCCGUACUCUCCAUCGCAGUCAUUCACCAUUUGUCCACCAAAGAGCGCCGCAUUCGAGCAAUAAAGGAAAUGGCUCGCACCCUCAGGGUGGGCGGCUGCAUCAUGAUCUACGUGUGGGCCAUGGAGCAGAAGCGCCGCAAAUUUGAGAAACAGGACAUCUUCAUCCCCUGGAACCCCAACCCCCACGUGCCCUCUCACUCCGGCAAAGACGACGGCAAACCCAGGAGGGCCGCGGCGCAGAGCGCGAGCGACGCCGCGGACAACUCGAAAAAGCACAGGAAGGUUAGAAGCACAUCCUCCGUGGCGGAUCAGGGAGAUCUGACGCCAACGGCGCCCCAGCAGAAGACGCAGCGACUGUGGUUCUUCUCCAGAUCUCUGGACUCCGUGUUUGACUUUGGAAGCUUAGCCAUCUCCUGGCCGUCAUCCAAAGACCUGAGCACUUUAUCUUCGCCCACGGGCGAGAACGACGGAAGCAAAGUCAAUCAGCGUGGACGAGGAAGACGGCUCAUCAAGCAAGUCUCCAGCUUCUUCUCUCCUCCGUCUACAAUCGGAUCGGAGGAGGACGUGUUUGAUUUGGGGCAGAACGACGCCCAAGGCAAGAGCCCAGCUCCUUACAGCAGCACAGAAACCCAGAGCGUCUCCGUGUCUUUGGUCCAGGAGUGCGGACCUCUGGCUCUACCGGAUCUGAUUUCUUUGCAGGAGCUUCCAAAGCACUCUGCAGGCGAAAGCAAUCAGGAGCUCCAGGAAAGCACAAGUCCGGCGGGGAGCGGCAAGCAGGCGGAAAGCUCCUGUCUGAGGUACUACCACGUCUUCAGGGAGGGAGAGCUCGCAGAGCUGAUUGAAAGUCAUGUGGAGGAGCUUCGAGUGAAACACGCCUACUUCGACCACGCCAACUGGUGUGUCGUGGCAGAGAAAGUUUAGCUGUGGAAAAUCUGAUUUUAAAUUUGGCACAAAGUUUGAGCACUGAGUCACAUGAUGCGGUUCCUAUAAGGGAUUCUUGUACAUAUGUACAGCUGAUUUUUCAGGUACUCCAAAAAGCGGCGGUUGAAUAGUUACUGAUUCAUCUGAAAUCAUUUUUAGCUGUGUUCCAAAACUACCUUAUUCAAAGUAUUUAUUCCUGACUUUUAAAUAUGUCGCUUACAGGCAGUACAUGAAUAGCGAGUAAGAGUUCUUUAAAUACUAGUGCGCUUGACUGCUGCUACAGAUUUUUUAUUUUUUUAAGAAGAACUUUAAAGGGAGGUGUUGGUAAAUGCACUGUUUUUAAUUUACGUGGUUUUAAGGUUCCAAAGAGAAGUUUGUGAGACAAAAUAAUCCUCUUCCAUUUUUUUUUUUUAACCUUAACUUAUUCUGUGGAUAGUUCUAAGUGUCUGCUCGUUUUACAAAUGCAUGUUCUGAACAUCAGCAGCCGCUUACUCAAAGUGUUGCGUGUGCAAAUGGUUUCAUCUAACUAUCCUAAGAACUAAAAAAUCCUACAGAAAAUCUUCCAAAAUUCCUAAAAGGAAGUUUGUGUGCUUGACGUUUUUUUUUAUUUUUUUUUUAUGAAAGCCCCACUCCAAUGAUUUUUUUAAUUAAUAUUUUUUAAAUUAUGAUGUUUUAGCUGAAAAAUUAAAUUAAAAAAAUGUAAUUUUCUAGGACAUAGUUUCUGCAGAAUAACAGUUCAAGACUGUAGGUGCAGAGAAAGCCUCACCUCAUUUCCCAUCAUCCCUUUGUUUAAAAGCUCUACCGCUAGCUUACAACCCCAACUUAACUUUACCAGUGCAGCAAAACUGGUGAAAAAACCCACUAACUACUAAAAAAACUACAUAGUGCAGAACUGUCUAGUGACCUGGAUUUUAAAAGCAAUUUGGACACUCUGCUCACUUCUUUUUCUUUUUUCUUAAACAGUGAAUAUAAUGUUAAGACAUCACCAAUUUUAAGUGAAAACCUACACAAUACAAGCUUUUCUUUACGAUGAUUAUUUUUGAAUCCAUUGAUGGUUUAUUAUUAAAAAAAAAGCAUUUUAGAUGUUCAAACCCAAUGCAUUGUGGUCUAUAUUCCCAGAUCUAGUGAGCAUCGACUUCAACGAGAUAUAUCACUAGAGAUUGCAUGCUAGCUGUUGCGUACGCAAAGUUGGACGCCAUAUUGGAACGGUAUAGAUGCCUGUUUACUGCUGUGUUACAAUUGUACAAAUAGAGCUAGAAAAACAAGAAUGUGACUUUUCAGCAGAACAUUAUUGCUGUCAGUUGAUAAAGGAGAACUUCCAGAAAACAUUUGAACAAGAUCUAAGUGAGUUUACUCUCAAUAAUGAAUGUUCAGGCUGAUCUUGUAGCCUAUUCAAAGUCAAUGGCAGCUUUGCACUAUUUCCACGUUUUCUGGCAAGACCUCUGAUCUUUUUGGUUUUAUGGAGGAUGAUCGUUGUAUUUGUAUGUGUGUUAGACCUCAGAUCAGACCAGACGACCAACUGGUAAUUAGAUUACUAAGUGGAGAAAAAUAAACUAACCAGGAUUUCCUCGGUAGCUCGUUGUGCGCAGACCGGCCCAUAUAUAACGGGCGCUAACGGUCUACCGCGAUGUCGGCUACCCACCGAUCCAUUUAUACAGUUUGUGUAAAUCUCAAUCUGUGUGUAGAUUUGAAUAAAAUCGUGACUAUGCAUCAGAUAUGCAUUGCGUUUCCUAUGUAAUAACCUAUUUAUUUUUUAAAAGUUUGAAAUAUCGUUAAAUUGUUGCACUUUGUACACAAACGUGAUUACCAUGACUUGGGAACUAUUUUUCUGAUGAUCAGAAAUGUUUCCUUUUUAAAAUCGGACCAAAAUUAAGCAUGUAUGGUCAUUUUAUUGUGUCUGCUAAGCUAUGCUUCAUUGUUUUUGUACCAUUCCAAUAUGUGUCUUGGACAAUAGUAAAAAGCCCGCAUGUGUUCUCUAGUGAUUUAACCUCUAUGAUCGAUUUACACUGUUUUUUUUUGCUAAGAAUUCUGGAGUUUCUAAGUAAUUGGAUUUAUGUCCAAAUUCCUUCCCUGACACUAUAAUAGUGCGUUUGCCAUUUUGUAGUGCUGUCCGAAUCAACAAUUACGAUAUCGAGUGGACUACAAAUUUCCCAGAAGUCUUUGCGAAAAACUAGCGUAGAUUGAUGCGAACUACAUUAGCAAAUAUAGACCAUAAUGUAAUGCGGUCAAGCAGUUUUUGUGAAAGAACGUGUUUAGAUUGAAUUUUUCAACAAACCAUCCACAUUUUCUUAAUCAGAACCCAGUGGAGUAGAUCCAAUGUUUAAAAAAACGAAAAGUUUUGAGCAUCGUGUCCUAAUUGCUUUUAAAAUCCUGGGCACUAGAUAGUAGUUAUCGGUGGUAAAUAGUUUUGUAGUAAGUGGAGAUGAGGGUGGGAGCUCGGGCAUAGAAUCAAAAAACACUACAAAUUUGCGAAAGGACUAUAUCGUGAGUAGUGAAGGAAUUCAGACUGACCAAAAAUACCGUCUGCAUUCCGUCACGCUCGGUCAAUUUACUUUCAAGUUUCCUGUAGGAAGGGUCACAGGCGGCACAUAACCAUGGUUGAAACUUUUCUUUUCACACUUGGAAAUAAAUUCCGUCAAUAAGGGAAUAUCUUGUGUAAGUGGAUACAUCCGAAUGCAGCAGAGCAAGGAGCUUUUGGCUUGCCUCCUACAUAACAGCUACAAUAUUUUUCCAACAGCCUUUAUCAUCUGCUCCUGAUUCACAACAAUUUGAAAAAGAAAUGUAAUUUUAAGCUUAAAAAUACUUUCAGUAUGUUUUCCAUUGUGAGAAAAACAUGCUCAAAACACUAUUUUCAUUGGAGUGGGUCUUUAAAUGUUCGCCUAACGUGUUGUGUAACAAGCUGAAUCCGCCAGUAGUGUUUCAGCACAUCGACUGCCUCAUAUAUACUGUGAAUAAAUAUUGCACUGUACUGCGAAUAUGUCGCUGCUCGUCGUCCGUGGGUGACAUACGAGCAGGUGACACUUAAAACGUAGUGCUUCUCUGUACUCGUCGUGCCAAGGAGAGCGCUGAUCCUUAAGUGUUGUGUGUGUGUGGACCAAAUGUGUUUGUACUGAUGUGAUUCUGGUACCUAAAAUGUCUUUGAGGCUGAAUUUGUUUACUCUUAUUAAAUAUUUUGUUCAUGAGUGUUGCUUUGCAUUUCCCUUUAUGAGACACUAAUGGUUUGUUCCCUUGAUAGUUUGUCUUCAUUCGUGGCCUAAAUAAUAUGUGAUUUUAAAAUGAAGUUAAAUGACUGAAAUGGCCAGAAGGUGAUGUUUUGAAACUUGUGAACUUCUGGAUACUUUUGGCUAGAGACACCAUUAAAAUGUUCAGCAACCA
Messenger RNA from Oryzias melastigma (Indian medaka), 4942 nucleotides. RefSeq names its product tRNA methyltransferase 9B (gene trmt9b). The record is from RefSeq and is a predicted model, not a curated record. Gene Ontology annotation, biological process: tRNA wobble uridine modification. Gene Ontology annotation, cellular component: cytoplasm; nucleus. Bases 338 to 1567 code for a protein of 409 amino acids. Gene Ontology annotation, molecular function: tRNA binding; S-adenosylmethionine-dependent methyltransferase activity. The transcript is spliced from 4 exons. Lineage: Eukaryota; Metazoa; Chordata; Actinopteri; Beloniformes; Adrianichthyidae.